CUGUUGUAUGUUCUGCCAAUCGCUUGAGGACAGAGUGGGAAAAGGAGCAAGCAGAGUUAGAAGCCGGACAAAAGAACUUAUAGACCCCUUAUAUACAUAUUUUCCUAAUGUUUUAGAGAGCGAGGUGUGGUGAAAAACAAUUGCGGUGAGUGCGGAUGGACUUGUCAGUGUAGUUAUGGAACCCCCUUUAAGCAAGAGGAAUCCAGCGAUAAGAUUAGCGGAUUUGGCAGCGACUCAACCCCUUCCUCAUCAGAAUAUGACAGGCUUCCCGGGGCUAGGGGGGCAUCACCCUCUCUCCCACCAUGCCCACCUCCACCCUGGGGAGCUGGGCAACGACCCCGGAGUGGCACUCACUCCAUUUGGACCAGAGCACAUGGCACAGACAAAUGCUCUCAAACUUAGCCCAUCUCAGCACAUUCAGAGCCAUCCCGAAGCCCAGACCGCGGCAUCUUUCACUUCUGCUCAGACCACAGUUGGUUUCCCCGUGGCUCACCCCCACUCAGGCUAUUCAAGCAGCAGGGACUUCAUCCUCAGGAGAGAACUCUCAGCCUCUGCUAUGCAUGCACUUGGCGACCAGCAUAGUUCCGCCUCCUCCCCUCAUCACCAUGGCAUGUUCAUCUCCCCAACAGGUGCUUAUGGGCACACGGAAAGUGGGGCCCAUUCACUUUUUACUGGACUCCACGACCAGGCGUCCCCAGGUGCCCACCACCAUGCCCUCAAUGGGCAGAUGCGUCUGGGUAUACCGGGGGACAUCUACGGCAGGCCAGAGCACUUCGGGCACAGGCCAGAGCACUAUGGACCCUCUUCUCUCCACAGCUACAACUCCAUGAACCUCAAUGUGAACAUCGCUUCUGCUCCUCACGGAGCGGCGGGGGCGUUCUUAAGAUACAUGCGGCAGCCCAUAAAGCAAGAGCUGAUCUGCAAAUGGAUUGACCAGGAGCAAAGUCCAAAAAAGCCCUGCUCUAAAACUUACAGCACAAUGCACGAGCUGGUCAACCACGUCACGGUGGAGCAUGUUGGGGGACCGGAGCAGAGCUCCCACGUAUGUUUUUGGGAGGAAUGUCCACGGGAAGGAAAGGCUUUCAAAGCGAAGUAUAAACUGAUAAACCACAUCCGAGUUCAUACGGGAGAAAAGCCCUUCCCCUGUCCUUUCCCGGGCUGUGGAAAAGUGUUCGCUCGAUCGGAGAAUUUAAAGAUUCACAAGAGGACUCACACAGGAGAGAAACCUUUUAAGUGCGAGUUUGACGGCUGUGACAGAAAAUUCGCCAACAGCAGCGACCGGAAGAAGCACUCCCACGUCCACACCAGUGACAAGCCUUACUACUGCAAAGUCCGCGGCUGUGACAAAUCCUAUACACAUCCCAGCUCGCUGCGGAAGCACAUGAAAGUGCACUGCAAGUCCCCGCCACCCCCUUCCACCAACGUCACCUACAUUUCCUCCACGAACCCACUCGGGGACCCUCUUUCGCCCAGUUCAGAGCCGCACCGAAACCGCUCAGCAAACCUGUCCCCCCAGGUCACCAACCUCAACGAGUGGUACGUGUGCCAGGGGAGCGGGGGUCCCAACCACCUCCACACCCCCUCCAGCGAUGUGCCAACGUCAGAUUCAGACGAUGAGGACUCUUUCAGACAUUCUGACCCCAGGACAAUGCUCUGAUGCCCUGUUUGUUUACAACCACGUGACUAUCAAACUUGCCAUCUAGUUGACUCGUAAAGUGUGUAGAUCCACGCUGGCCCCCACGCUCCAAGGAUAUCGAUCAGUUAUACUCACUGUAAUCUUAUUCCAAGUUUGUCAGUAAUUUAUAUGGAUCCACUUCAGGUUUAAUUACACAAACAGGCAUUUGUUUAUGUGCAUCCUGACCUUUACUAAAAAUGUAGAUUCAUAGAAAAAUCUAACGUUAUCGCUGAAUCUGAACCCAGGACCAAAAAUCAGAAUGUCAGAAUAUUUACCAAUAAAUCUAUUUAAUGAAUAAUCUUUUUUUUUUUUUUUUAACCAACAGCAGGGUUAAAUUAACUGCAUGACUUAAGACUCAACUGGUGUGUUGAAAUGACAUCUUUCAUGUGACCUCCCAUCAUCCCCUUGCAGUUUAAUAACUGGCCUGCUAUCAAUCACUGUCAUAUUCCAGACCUGGGGAAAACAAAUGGUACAUUUUGUUACCCCACAAGUGGCAACAAAUAGUUAAUGAACAGAACUGAAUAUGCUUUUGUAAUAUUUCAUUUUUAAUUCUUAAGAUGGUACAAACUUUGAUAAAAAGAAGGAAAGAAGAAGAAAAAAAAGAGAGUCAUCUGUAUCUUAAGGGUUCUCAUUUACCUUUUCAGAUUUAUACAAUACAUGUGUUUGGAUGGAAUUUUGUAAUAUUUAAGAACUAUUUAAGACUAUAUUUUAUGCAAAAUACACAAGUGUUAUGCUCGAUUAAAAAAAUACGAGCAAGUCCCUUGAGACCCUAAAUAUCCACACUGACAGGCUUUGACCCUGUAGGAUUUGUAUAUAUGUAACUGUACUGAUGCUUGUGAAUGUUGUGUAGUUUUAAUUACAAAAAAAUGUUGUUUUGUACAUUGUAAUUUAUUUGCUGGUAUUAAUGUUGUACUGGAAUUACAGAAACACCAAAGAAUAAUAAUAUCAGUUUUUGGUGAUGCGUAGUACCCUGCUGAUACUUUUUAUGUUUCACCCUUCCCAAAACAAAAAAAGAAAAAAAAAAGAAAAGAAAAAAGAAUUUUGUCAAUUUUUUUUUUUUUUUUUUUAAUUGUGUUCUGUAAAAGAAGAAACCAUUUACUUGAAUGGGCUGUGUAAUGUGAAAAGUUCCUUUCUCGCAUGCCUUUUGUAGUGAUCUGUUUUUCUUUUUAAGGUGCAUGGUGCUCUUGGACAUGAUGGAUAUAAAAAAAAAAAGAAGAAAAAAAAAAAGAAAAACGAAUCAGCUAUAAUUGUGCAGACCUUUGGUGUUCAGAAUUAAAUUUACAAUAUAAAAUAAUGCUAAAAUACAAUAAUAAAAAAAUACCAGGACAUAGAGUUAAUAAUUAACAAGUGUCAAAUUAUUAUGAUUUAUGGGUGAAUUUUCAUUAAUAUGAGAUUUCAACGCAGUUGAUUGUGGGUAUUUUUUUGACACAUUAAUAUUAAAUGUUAAUGUAUGUCAUUCUAAAUACAGGUGUAAAUUAUAGUUAGAAAAACAUCAGUGUCAUUCUGAUGUGAAAAGUAGUUCUGUUCACUUGUUUUCCGGACAUUUCUAUCAAAUCUCCACGGUUGUAUUCCAGAUCCAGGCCUAACGGGCCAAGGAGGCAGGUAUGAACUAAUCACUGAGCUAAUGGGAAAACUUAGAGCCCCCUGAUGGCGCUACCUCUGAAAGGCGCGUCAGUACAAAGCAGCCUGAGCAUGAAUCAUUCAUGGGAAAAAUAAAAGAUAAAAAGAUAACUGACAAUAAGCAAGGCCUUGUAUAGAGUGUAUAAAACAAGUUCCCCCUCUUAUUUCCUCCAUUAAAACGCACAAUCUCACUUUCAAAGAGUUGCCUGUCCAGUCUAUAGAAUUAAAAUUGACCAACGCGAGUCCUGCACCACUUCAAAGACUGCAGCUUCUGAGAGGAAGGCUGGCCGCUUUGACAGUCUUCAUGGUGAGUUAGGAUUUCUAUGGCAAUUGGAUAGUGAGACGCUCACAUUUAAAUAUGUCUGGUUGAAAAAAAAAA
Sphaeramia orbicularis (orbiculate cardinalfish) is the source of this 3674-nucleotide messenger RNA. It is a transcript of the gene zic5, whose product is annotated as zic family member 5 (odd-paired homolog, Drosophila). Lineage: Eukaryota; Metazoa; Chordata; Actinopteri; Kurtiformes; Apogonidae. The record is from RefSeq and is a predicted model, not a curated record. Gene Ontology annotation, biological process: regulation of transcription by RNA polymerase II. Gene Ontology annotation, molecular function: RNA polymerase II cis-regulatory region sequence-specific DNA binding; DNA-binding transcription factor activity, RNA polymerase II-specific. The transcript has 2 exons. Gene Ontology annotation, cellular component: nucleus. Bases 176 to 1657 code for a protein of 493 amino acids.